GGGUCAACUGGCAGGUGGCUAUGGUGAAUUGAGUCAGCUAAGUGGAUGGACUUUGGAAAAGCACUCAGGCAAAGCAAAGUCAAUACAAUUUCCGAUUAGAUCUAUCCCAAAAUUACCCGUCCGCAGGCUUUAGCGAUAUAAAUAGAGCUGAAACUUCCGAAAGCAGACAGUGAAGUCGUCCCUUGAGCGCCGGUUCAUCAUGCUGCUGCACACCGUACUGCUGGCUCAAGUUCUCCUGGCCAUCUGCCAUGUCGGCUUGGCUGAGAAAAUGAUGCGUCCCAAGUUUAAAGACAUCAAAAUAUGGAGCGAAGAAAAGUUUAUCAGUCACAAGGUGACCUACGACAGCGCCGAUCCCCACCUGAACUUCUCCAUGGAGGUUCACCAGGAUCUGCACGACGUUGAUAUCCACCUAGAGGUGCGCAUUACCAAUAAGCAGGACCCGCUUUACACAACCACCAUGAACACCACGCUCAACGUGUGCCGCAUCCUGGGCUUCGCGAACAAGUCCCCGGUGGGUCGCUUCGUGCACGGCUUCAUACGCGAGUAUGGCAACAUCGUAGAUAGCUGCCCGAUCGCCAAGGGCUCGUACUUCAUCAACAAGUUCUGGUGGCCCGAGGACCCGACCACGGCCAUCCUGCCCGAGCUUGAGUUCGAGAUCAUCUGGCAGGCCAUGCUCCUGGACUCUAGCAAGAAGCGCACUCUGAUUAUGAACGAUCACUUUGGCGGAGAGUUCGUCGUGCAGGACGUCAACAACCUCAAGCCCGGCAUCUUUGCGAUGCUGCCAAAGAUCGCCUAGAAGGGCCGAAAGGGGUGGCUUGCUGCCUUGCCCUAGGAGAAGCCAUUCUAAGUCGUCGAGUGUCUCAAUGGUAUUUAGUAAUAUUUAUUCAAUGUCACCCGCAAGCAAAUAAAGUUGCCUCAGAGCGCA
This is a messenger RNA of Drosophila kikkawai, 925 nucleotides long. RefSeq lists its product as uncharacterized. Lineage: Eukaryota; Metazoa; Arthropoda; Insecta; Diptera; Drosophilidae. The record is from RefSeq and is a predicted model, not a curated record.